GGAAGAAUUUGUUCUCUGAAACCCAUUACGCUAACCCAGUGAACCUUCUCAUCCAGCCUCUUCCUGCUCAUAUAUUGUUUGAUAUUAUUCAAAACAAAUAAAAAAACAAAACAAAAUAAAACAAAACAGAAACACAGCACUUGAUAAUGGCAAGAAAUGAUGACUAUCUUCCUCUUUUCGAAACAAAAACAGCAAAGGGGCUAAUCCCAUUUCGAUUGUUUGCAGCUUCAAUGUUCACGAGCAUCUGCUUCAUCAUGGUUUACAGGGUGAACCAAAUCCAAAAGCCUGCAAAAGAGGAAGAAGAAGCUCUUCUAGGAAGAAAGUGGACUUGGAUUGGAAUGUUUAUUGCAGAGCUUUGGUUCAGUCUCUGUUGGAUUCUCAAUGUUGUGGUUAGAUGGAAACCCGUGUAUCGUGUCACAUUCAAAGACAGACUCUCCAAAAGAUAUAAUGAGAAGGAUUUUCCGGGCAUAGACAUAUUCGUGUGCACAGCUGACCCCAUAAUAGAGCCACCGAUCAUGGUUCUAAACUCGGUGUUAUCAGUCAUGGCUUAUGACUACCCACCAGAGAAGCUUAGCGUUUAUCUAUCGGAUGAUGGUGGCUCGGACUUGACCUUCUAUGCUCUGUUAGAGGCCUCUCAGUUUGCAAAGGAGUGGCUUCCAUUUUGCAGGAAGUUCAAAGUGGAACCCAGAUCACCAGAGGCAUUUUUCCAUAGAGCUCCUAAACAAGUUGAAGAUUCUGCCAUGGUCAAGGAGUGGACCUCCAUUAAGAAGUUGUAUCAAGAUAUGAAAACAAGAAUACAAACCACUACAAAGCUAGGCCGAAUUUCAGAAGAAAUACGCAAACAACACAAAGGAUUUCAUGAGUGGGACUCUGUUUCAGGCCAACAUGACCACGACACCAUUCUUCAAAUUCUUAUUGACUCAAAGGCUGUGGAUAAUGAAGGAAAGCGUUUGCCUAUUCUGGUAUACUUGGCCCGUGAGAAAAGGCCAACAUACCACCACAAUUUUAAAGCAGGUGCCAUGAAUGCGCUGAUAAGGGUUUCAGCACGGAUAAGUAAUGCUCCAGUAAUUCUUAACGUGGACUGCGACAUGUACUCGAACAAUUCAGAAUCAGUGAGAGAUGCUCUAUGCUUCUUCUUGGAUGAAGAGAAGGGGCAUGAGAUUGCGUUUGUGCAGUUUCCACAGUUGUUUGAUAACCUCACUAAGAAUGAUAUUUACAACCAUUUCAUGCGUAUCAUAAGCGAGGUUGAGUUUGCUGGACUAGAUAGUUAUGGAGGGGUUUACUAUGUUGGCACUGGUUGCCUUCACAGAAGGGAGUCUCUUUGUGGUAAGAAACACAGCAAGACAUUGAAGCAAAACUUGAUCAAUACCAGGUACAGAAAGGAGGAGGAAAGUGCAAGUGUGCUAGAAGAAAUAUGCAGAGAACUUGCAAGUUGUACCUAUGAAGAUAACACUCAGUGGGGAAUGGAGAUGGGUUUAAAGUAUGGAUGUCCAGUGGAAGAUAUUAUAUCAGGAAUAGACAUACUAUGCAGAGGAUGGAAAUCCAUUUACUAUAAUCCAGAGAGGAAGGGCUUCUUAGGUCUUGCUCCCUCAACACUGCUGCAAUCACUUGUACAGCAUAAGAGAUGGAUUGCAGGAGAUUUCCAAAUCCUUCUCUCAAAAUACUCUCCAUUGUUGUAUGGACACGGAAAGAUUCCCCUACCACUUCAAAUCUCUUACACUCAAUACAUGCUUUGGGCUCCAACCAGCUUGGUUUGGCUCUACUAUUAUGUUGUUCCAUCGCUUUGCUUGCUCAAAGGAGUUGCCUUAUUUCCCGAGACUUUAAACCCAUGGGUGAUACCAUUUUUAUAUGUCUUCUUUGGAAACCGUGCAUACACUCUUGGAGAAUGUCUUUGCUAUGGAGGGACAUUACGAGAAUGGUUGAAUGAGCAAAGGAUGUGGGUAUUUAGAAGAUCGACUUCACACUUAUUUGCAUUUUUCGACAACAUCCUGAAGCUAUUGGGUAUCACAGACUCGACCUUCAUCAUCACUGCAAAGGUUGAUGAUGAUCAUGAAGAUGUGUCUAUAAAAUAUGAGCAAGAGCUAAUGGAGUUUGGUGCCACUUCCCCAAUGUCUACCAUUUUGGCAUCACUUGCCUUGCUCAAUGCCAUUAUUUUUGCUGUGGGAUUGAAGAGGUUGAUUGAGGAAUAUGACAAAACAUUGGUCACAAAUCCAUUUGUUUUGCAGAUUAUUCUAUGUGGACUGUUGGUUUUCAUAAACCUGCCAGUUUACAUAGCUAUGUUCUUAAGAAUGGAUAAGGGCAGAAUACCCACCUCAAUAACAUGUCAAUCAUUCAUAUUGGCUCUUGCUGCUUGUUCAAUAAUCCAGAUGUAUUGAGAAUCUUUAUU
Molecule: messenger RNA, 2386 nt
Organism: Ziziphus jujuba (common jujube)
Lineage: Eukaryota; Viridiplantae; Streptophyta; Magnoliopsida; Rosales; Rhamnaceae
Product: cellulose synthase-like protein E6
Exons: 9
Coding region: 147-2375 (742 amino acids)
Biological process (GO): plant-type primary cell wall biogenesis; cellulose biosynthetic process
Cellular component (GO): plasma membrane; trans-Golgi network
Molecular function (GO): mannan synthase activity; cellulose synthase (UDP-forming) activity
Source: RefSeq, a predicted model, not a curated record